Achroia grisella is the source of this 5193-nucleotide messenger RNA. RefSeq lists its product as uncharacterized. Lineage: Eukaryota; Metazoa; Arthropoda; Insecta; Lepidoptera; Pyralidae. The transcript has a single exon. Gene Ontology annotation, biological process: DNA integration. The record is from RefSeq and is a predicted model, not a curated record. Gene Ontology annotation, molecular function: nucleic acid binding. The coding region runs from base 1 to 5193 and encodes 1730 amino acids.
AUGGCGAAUUUAAUUAAAACACAAAUUGAAUUACAUAAACAAUUAGACAAGGCUUUAAAAAACUUUAAGAAAACACCUAAAGCUAGACUGACGGAAACAUACGCUCAAGUAAAAUUAGAAUUGUUAGAAGAUUUAUGGAACAACUUUAAACAAAAUCAUCAAAUAUUAAUGAUAACCACUGAGAUUAAUAUACAUGAAUCAGAUUACAUAAAGAAUGAAAUUUAUGAUUUAACUGAAGAUAUUUUUACUGCUGCUAAAUGUGAGAUGAAGGAGAUUCUUAAGACAUUUUGUUCACCUAAUCCGACUUCAGAUAGUAAUCAGACCACGUCAUCUCAGUCGAAAGCACCUACAGCUAUGACUCCGGAAUUAAAAUUACCCCAUAUUAAUAUUCCCGUAUUUACAGGAAAAUAUUCCGAGUGGAUACCAUUUCAUGAUUUAUUUGUGUCGCUUAUUCAUCGAAAUUCAGCACUUAUGGACGUACAAAAACUACAUUAUCUUAAGUCUAGUCUGAGUGGAGAAGCAGCAACAUUAUUAAAACACAUACCCAUAAGUGAAGCUAAUUAUGAAGAUGCGUGGGUGAUAUUACAAAAGCGAUAUAAUAAUAAACGAUUUAUCGUCACAUCUAUUCUAAAAAGAUUACUGUCACAAAAGUCGCUAUCUACAGAAUCAGCAGGAACUAUUAAAAACCUGCUUGACACAACAAAUGAAUGUCUAAGUGCAUUGAACAAUAUUGGAGUAUACACCUUGAGUUGGGAUGCAAUUCUAGUUCACCUAACUGUCACUAAAUUAGAUCCAGAAUCUAUCCGUUUAUGGGAACAACAAAUCAGUCUAGAAGACGACGGUAAUAGCUUGCCGACAUUUAAACAAUUAUGCAGCUACCUUGAGUCACGUUUUCGCACUCUUGAGAUGUUGGAAUCCACAAAGACCAUGUCCAGACCUAGUACAAGGCAGAACACCUUUCACACGACAUUCAAAAGUAGUUGUAAAUAUUGUCACGGGAAUCACUUUAUAUAUCAAUGCAAAGAAUUUGCCCACCUUACAUAUACUGAUCGCAAACGCUUCGUGGAACAGAACAGAUUAUGCUACAACUGUUUGAUUCCGUAUCAUACCGUUGACAAAUGCAAACAAAGGUCUACAUGUCGGAGAUGUGGUAAGAAACACCAUUCACUUAUUCACCCCGAAGGAAACACCUCAGAUCAUCUUUCUCCAGAUGCAGGAGGAAGUUCACACAUACGAGAUAAUAGACAAGCUGAAGUAGCUACAACACCAGUCGAACACAAUGUAGCGGCCCAUUACGCGGACCAGGAAAUGACCAAAAAUGUGCUGUUGGCCACAGCAUUGGUUAAAAUUCAUACAACAAAUGGGACUACAUAUUCUUUGCGUGCUCUGAUAGACCCGGGAUCCGAAGGUUCAUUUAUAACGGAGUCCGCUGCACAGUUCCUUGGAUUAAAGAAAACUACAGUCAGAUGCACAAUUAAUGGACUGGGCGACAAUGACAAAGCAAGUCUCACAUCCACUAGCAUGGUUACAUUCGUUGCACAAUCGAGAUAUGAUUCAAACUUCACUGUACCAGUACAGGCGUUUGUUUUGAAGUCGAUUACUCGGGCACUACCUGCUCAACGAAUACGCGAACAGAACUGGCUACAUCUGCACAACUUGGAUUUAGCAGAUCCAUACUUUGACACACCUGGGAAGGUUGAUAUCCUGUUGAGUGCAGAAAUUUACAGUGAGAUCCUGAAAGAAGGAUUAAGAAAAGGCCCCCGUGGUACCAUUAUAGCGCAAAAUACAUACCUCGGGUGGAUUUUGUUAGGCCGGUUGCACAAUGAGGAGACUAUACAAAGCUACAAAAUCACGACUAGUAUGCAUCUAACAAUUGAGGAUAAUUUACUACAAAAAUUUUGGGAGAUGGAAUCUGAUUCUAAACAUGAGAAGAUUCUUACUGAAGAGGAGAGUCGAUGUGAGAAAAUGUAUGAGGAGACUUAUACUAGAGAUAAAAGUGGUAGAUUUAUAGUACGCCUACCAUUUAAAGAAGCAAAUCCACCUUGUCAAUAUGGAUCAUCGAGAGAUAUAGCUGAAGGACGACUGAUACAAUUGGAGAAGAGAUUUACAAAAGAUUCUGAUUUAAUGAAACAAUACAGUCAUGUCAUGAAGGAGUACCUAAAUUUAGAUUUUAUGGAAGAGAUAGUUGAGGAACAUGAUCGACAGAUACCAACAGCUGUUUAUAUACCUCAUCAUGCCGUGAUUAAUCCGAAAAAGACGACAGUGAGAGUUGUAAUGGAUGCUUCGUGUAAAUACAAAAACGGAACUUCACUCAAUGAUAGUCUCAUGGUUGGUCCUCGUCUUCAACCAGAUUUACGCCACAUCAUUCUACGAUGGCGAUACCACAAGAUCUGUUUAGUGGCCGACAUUACAAAAAUGUAUUUGCAAAUUAAAGUUGACGAAGCAAGUUCAAAUUAUCAACGCCUCCUUUGGAGAAACAAUUCUACUGAAGACAUUAAACAUUAUAGAAUGACCAGAGUCACUUUCGGUACUGCCAGUGCUCCUUAUUUAGCGACAAAAACACUGCAUCAGCUUGCAAAGGAGGAGACGAAUAAGUAUCCCUUGGCCUCAAAAAUUACAACUACAGAUUUUUAUAUGGACGACUUAUUAUCAGGUGCAGAUACAAUAGAAACCGCUAAAAAGAUUUAUGAUGAGAUGAAUGGAUUAAUGGCUGCUGGCAAGUUUCAGUUACAGAAGUGGAAUACUAAUGAUACAGAGCUUCUAAGUUAUAUGAGAAAAGCAGAUGAUGAAGUUACUGAGUUAGAGUUUCAACUGGAAGGUACAAUUAAAACAUUAGGAAUAGUAUGGGACAGAACAAAAGAUGAGUUUCAGUAUUCAGUAGAUAUUCCAGAUAUAUCAUCUCCAGUGACAAAAAGAUCUAUUGCACGAGAUGUAGCCAAAUUAUUUGAUCCAAUGGGAUGGCUUGCGCCAGUUAUCAUCAUUGGUAAGAUAUUUUUGCAGAAGCUAUGGCUUACUGGUGUAACCUGGGACCAAGAAGUGCCUAGUGACUUGGCAUAUAAUUGGCUCAAGUUCAGAGAAGAAUUACACUGUUUAUCUGAUAUUACUGUAGAGAGAUGGUUAAAUACAACUAGUUUAGAUACAAAACUAGAACUUUAUGGAUUCUCAGAUGCCUCCACUGUAGCAUACGGGGCAGUAGUGUAUGCAAGAGUUACAGAUUCUACCCAUAAAAUCCAUAUUCAUUUAAUUUCAGCUCGCACUAAGGUGGCUCCUGUAAAAACUAUAUCGUUGCCACGUUUGGAGUUAUGUGGAGCGGUCUUAUUAACACGUCUGCUUAUUGAGAUUGCAGAACAUUUGAAUGUACCAAGACAGCACAUUUAUGCAUACACUGACUCGAACGUCGUAUUAUCUUGGCUACAGAAACAUCCAAGCACAUGGAAGACAUUUGUGGCAAAUAGGACAUCUGAGAUAAUAACCUCAUUACCUGGUCAUCAUUGGUUUCAUGUACCAUCCAAGGAGAACCCUGCUGAUCUAGCAUCUCGAGGAGUUACUGCAUCUAAGUUAAAGAAAGAGACAUUAUGGUGGAAAGGGCCAGAAUGGCUGAGAAGAGAUACUAUACCACAUAUGAUAACCCUACCAGAUUUGAAAGAAGGAGAAAUAGAACAAAGACCGGUAAAAGUAUUUACAACACAGAUAGAGAAUAACUUUUCAGAAAUAUUUACACGAUUUUCUACAGUGACAAGACUACAGAGAGUAAUAGCACUUUGUAAACGUUUCGGACAGAUAAGGAUAAACAAAUUCCCAAAAUAUGUAACAGCUGAAGAAUUAGACAAUGCAUUGAAAGCAUGCAUCCUUAUAUGUCAGCAAGAAGAAUUUUCUAAGGAUAUAGCGAGUAUUAAGGACAGUAAAGCUGUAAAACAAUACAGCAAUCUGCGAUCUCUUAGUCCAUUUUUAGAUAAAAACGGCAUAUUAAGAGUCGGAGGUCGUUUACGACACGCUAAUAUUCCUGAAGAAGCGAAACAUCAGAUAAUUUUGCCCGAUUGUCAUUAUUUAUCCAAACUAAUUAUCGCAAAUGCACAUAAAAAAACUUUACAUGGGGGUCCAACUCUCAUGCUAAGUUUCUUGAGACAGAAUUACUGGAUUCUCGGUGUCAAGAGAAUGAUUAAGCAAGAAGUGCAUAGAUGUGUUAUCUGUGCCAGACACCGUGCAACUAUUGGUACACAAUUAAUGGCCGAUCUACCUCCCCAAAGAGUAACACCCACAAGACCCUUUUUGCAUAGCGGAGUUGAUUUUGCUGGACCUGUGGACUUGCGUAUAUCUAAGGGUCGAGGUUGUAAAACGUCUAAGGGUUAUCUAUGUAUAUUUAUUUGCAUGGCAACAAAGGCCAUUCACAUUGAAAUUGUAAGCAGUUUAGAGAGUGUCGAUUUUAUCGCUGCGUUCAAAAGAUUUACCGCUCGACGAGGACACUGCCGUCACAUGUGGAGCGACAAUGCCACUAACUUUAUCGCUGGUAACAAGGAGUUACGAGCCCUGUUAAAAGAACAAUUGCGCGCUGUUAAUGGAGAAAUUUUAGACAUGCUUGCUAGAGAUGGCACUGAAUGGCAUAACAUCCCACCAAAUGCGCCCCAUUUCGGAGGCAUAUGGGAAGCAAGCGUGCGCUCGAUUAAAUUUCACCUGAAGAGGAUUCUUGGCAAUACCACAUUAACUUAUGAGGAGAUGGCUACGGUUACGGCUCAAGUUGAAGCCUGCUUAAAUUCUCGACCCAUUUCGCCAAUUAGUGAUGAUAUUAAUGAUUUACAACCUCUAACACCUGGUCAUUUUUUGAUAGGAGUACCACCUAUUAUAGUUCCGGAAAGAUCGUACAUCACAGAUAAUAUAAACCGUUUAAAUCGUUGGCAGUUAGUACAGAGAAUGGUACAACAUUUUUGGGACAGAUGGACUCGCGAAUAUUUGAGCAGACUUCAACAGAGACCGAAAUGGACAAAAAGACACAAUAACGAUAUUAAAAUAGGAGAUCUCGUUAUUGUAAAGGACGAAAAUUUACCACCCGGGAAGUGGUCCCUUGCCAGAAUCAUUGAUGUACAUCCAGGAGACGACGGUUUGAUUCGUGUUGUUAGUUUAAGAUGUAGAAAUUCUGUAAUUAAGCGUCCACUCAUCAAGAUAUGUCGCCUUCCAAUAGACCCUUAUGUUUCAUAA